Molecule: messenger RNA, 1782 nt
Organism: Echinostoma caproni
Lineage: Eukaryota; Metazoa; Platyhelminthes; Trematoda; Plagiorchiida; Echinostomatidae
Source: the annotation of a GenBank genome assembly
GUGAACAAACAUGUAGAAAGCAUAUUUCUACAAGCGCUUGAUGAAGAGAACAAUUUGGUCAAAGCUGUCGCAACUAUUCUUCAUACGAAACAGACACUUGGCUAUCUGAACUUUGAUAUAUCUCCCACAAAUGAGGCAUUCAAGAAAAAUCUAGAGCGACUCCUGAAAGUAUCCGAUCGAUGGUGUGUUGUUCAAACUCCACUCUUGGCCGAAUACUUGGGUGAGAAUGUUCUGAACUCGGUGACCCAUGAUGUUUCACCGAAACGGGACCAAACAAGCAUCAAACGGCCACAUCCCUCUUCCACGUAUCGAAAACGAACGACACGCGUAUUGGGGUUUCGACCUCGUGGAAAGCCGGAAUCGGUGACAGUAAAGGAAGCGUACUUGGAAAAACUCAAAGAUGAAUGUCAGCGUAAGCGUGUGCAUGUACCGAUCCCUGGCCGAAGCUUUGCGCGUCAGGACGAAACCGACGAUGCAGCUCAUUCGGACGGUAGUGGUUUCAUGGGUAGUUCAACAAUCCAUCGCCGAGAUUCCCUUCUCACAACGAAUCGUAAAACAGCCAUACCGCAAACAUGGAAUCGCUCUUCAGAUUCAUCAGUACGAAAACCACCGGCAUCAUCUACGCCACAUCCUUCAUCCUGGUCCCGUACAGGUGCUGAUCUCCCGGAACGUACAAGCGAUAGCCGUCCUAUCCCCCUCGCGGAGCGACUUGCUGCACGGACUUCGGCCGCCGCUAACUGCCGAAAAGCUUCCGGAAUUAAGCUGCUCGAUUUCGAUCAGCUUCCGGCCUUUGGACCGAAAGCAAAACAAUUACGCAAAGAACAAAUGGAAAAAGAACGGGAGAUGAAAAAACUAGAGAAAGAAGAACGUUUGAAAGAGCAACGAGCCGCUCGAGAGGCGGCCAAACUGGCUCGACAAUCCGAACGCCAGGCUCAAAUGGAGGCGCGUCGACACAACACAUCGACUACAUGGAACGCUGUUCCACCUCCGACUACGGCUGACGUUUUAAUGCCUCACGCCGGUGAGAAUGAUACCGGAUUAAAUCAUGAGAAAGCAGUGGCGGAUAUGAACAUCGACAAAAAUCACCACUGUCUGUCUGAUACCGCGGCGAUAGGCGAUCAUCGUCUACCGACCGGUGCUUCUCAGGCGGUGUCGCAGAAGCCUUUUGGUUUGACCCCUGCGUCCAAUGCGGGUAAUUUUAUGGUGCGUCAUCCAUUGCUCGGUUUCAAUCCUUCCGCUCGAAUGAGCAUCCAUGGCAACGAUAUGACAUCAUCAGUAUCAUCAAGUAUCCAGUCUGGUUUCUCGAGCAGUUAUUCGUCUACCACAACCACCAGUAGCAGCUUUGCUCCACCAAACAGCUAUACACUUCAGUCUAACUCUCAACUGGUUGAUAUGCCUGAUGAAACUCAUGUGGCUCAUUCGAAUGCUUCCACGCAUCUGCUGUCUGAGCCACCACGACAGUCACAACCACAGGUACAGUCGCAACCGCCACAAUCCCAAACGCAGCUAGUCCAUCGAGCACAAUCGCAGCAACAUCAGGCCACUCCGAUCCUAAUAACAAGCAGCACUAAUCCAACCACACCGCAUCGGGUGAUUGCUCCACGACUAGCUGGCGUGCCCACAAUCAAGGUUGUUAGUGGCCCACAUCCGAAUCCACUAAUUCGGAUCGAAACGGCAAUGGCGGCAGCAGCAGCAACAACAAAAACAACAACAAUAGCUCCUCCACGUGCUCUGUCGGGGAUGCUAAUCACAUGCCGAAUCAAAACUGCCAGUCUUCCGUAA